Peniophora sp. CBMAI 1063 is the source of this 1206-nucleotide messenger RNA. The record is from the annotation of a GenBank genome assembly. NCBI's taxonomy places the organism in Eukaryota, Fungi, Basidiomycota, Agaricomycetes, Russulales, Peniophoraceae.
AUGGACUCAUUACCGCAAUCAUGGCUGGUUACUAUCGACAGGUUAAAGUACCACGCGCAGGACGCGCUUUCGGCGGUUACGAGCUGUCUAUGGCAGCAGGACCAGAAAGUCAAGAUUAAUGGCCGAACUUUCAAGAUCCUACGCGUACUUGGUGAAGGCGGUUUCUCGUUUGUAUACCUCGCCCAAGACGAAGCAAGUCAAAGACAAUUCGCGCUCAAGAAGAUAUUCUGUCCGACUGGAGCAGACGGCGUCAGGCAAGCGAUGCGCGAAGUUGAAGCCUACAGGCGAUUCAAGCACCCAAAUAUAAUCCGCAUCCUCGACUCUGCCGUCGUACAAGACGACUCUGGCGAAGGCCAAAUAGUCUACCUCUUCCUCCCCGUUUACAAACGCGGCAACCUCCAAGACGCCAUCACACAACACACAACAUCCUCCUCCAACUUCUCCGAGCGCCACAUACUUGCAUUAUUCAAAGGCACAUGCGAAGCCGUGCGGGCAUUACACACCUACCGUCUCCCACAGCCUGGUGCAUUACCGGCGCAGGCGCAAAGGCACGAGGAACAUGAUGAGGACGGACAGGACGCGUAUAAUGAUGAGCAUGCGGACGGACACGCGGAUGGUGAAGAGGGUGCUAGUGUGCCACUUGUGGCGAAGAUGGACGCCCAAGCCGGUGGUGCUGUGUUUGAUGGCGAUAGGGAAACGCAGGGCGGACAGGCGGGAGAGGUCAUUCCUUACGCCCAUCGAGACUUGAAACCCGGAAACAUCAUGUUGGCAGACGACGGCCUGACACCCAUCCUGAUGGACUUCGGCUCUUGCGUACGCGCACGCAUACCGAUUGAGAACCGUGCUCAAGCACUUGCACAACAAGAUAUCGCUGCGGAGCACAGCACAAUGGCAUACCGUGCACCCGAACUCUUCGACGUGAAGACCGGUGUGACGUUGGAUGAGAAGGUUGAUAUCUGGUCACUUGGCUGUGUACUAUACGCACUCGCCUACCUCCAUUCGCCCUUCGAGACGACACAAACGACAGAGCAGGGUGGCUCCAUCGCUAUGGCCGUCAUGAGUGCCCGAUACAAGCAUCCGGCAUCAUACCAGUACUCGGAGGGGUUCAGGAAGCUCAUCGACUCGAUGCUGAAGGUAGAUCCGAAGGAUAGGCCAGACAUACACCAGGUGCUCGCGGAGACGAAGAGGUUAUUGCAAUCAGCUUGA